AUGUGGGCUUUGGAGGAUGGAGAAGUAGAGGAGAAGUAUGGACAGAUGGAAAUAGACAAGACUGGAAGAGUUGGUGGGAACCUGGGCAGUGCUGGCCCUGUUGGACUAGUCGGACCUUCUGGAUCCCCUGGCCCAAUGGGUCUUUCCGGGAAUAAGGGCCAACCUGGAAUCAAAGGUGAUAAGGGUGAGCAAGGCAUGGCAGGAGAGCCAGGAGAACCAGGGUAUCCUGGAGACAAGGGAGCUGUUGGUGCUCCUGGACCCCCAGGGAUGAGAGGAAAGCCAGGACCUUCAGGCCAAAUAGGUGACCCAGGACCCCAAGGACCAAGUGGCCCUCCAGGACCAGAGGGUUUUCCAGGAGAUAUUGGGAUUCCUGGACAAAAUGGCCCUGAAGGAUCUAAG
Molecule: messenger RNA, 399 nt
Organism: Hyaena hyaena (striped hyena)
Lineage: Eukaryota; Metazoa; Chordata; Mammalia; Carnivora; Hyaenidae
Product: collagen alpha-1(XXIV) chain-like
Exons: 7
Source: RefSeq, a predicted model, not a curated record